Molecule: messenger RNA, 1786 nt
Organism: Ylistrum balloti
Lineage: Eukaryota; Metazoa; Mollusca; Bivalvia; Pectinida; Pectinidae
Exons: 6
Coding region: 60-611 (183 amino acids)
Cellular component (GO): sarcoglycan complex
Source: RefSeq, a predicted model, not a curated record
CUAUUGUUAAUAUCCGGUGAAGGAGGAGACUGCAUUCGAAGUCACAUCGGAUAAAUCAAAUGGAGGUUUACCCAAUUCCUGUUUUUAGUCCACCAGACCUUUGUGAUGGGGAACGAAGAUGUCGGGACAUGUGGAUGGAGUUUGUGUACAUUGUAGUGAUACCAGCAGGAGUCAUAUUGUUGUUAGCAAUGGUCCUCAGUAUGAUCCUCUGCUGUAGUUGCACCAGAAGAAGGAAGAAAGCAGAGAGCCAGGAAGAUAUUAGUUUGGAUAAAUACAACUCAAUCAGAAGAGCAUCACAAGGCUUGCGGGAACUCUCUAGGAAAAGAGAUACAUUACUGCUAUCUAGCCGCAGUGGUUCAAUGACCCUUGACCGCGAACACCGCUACCGUAGAGGCAUGCACGGACGAGAGGCUUGCCAGUCUGCCCCAAGUACAUUACAGAGGGAUCGGAGACGUGACAGAAGAGAGGCUCGCAGUGCAUCCCCUCCCCCUUAUCAACUUCCACCACAGUACUCGGUCAAUAGUGGAGAGGCUCUAGACAGGUCCUGUGCAACACCUCACAGUCACACAGCCUCAGAAAAUGAUGCUCUCAUGUCGCAGCAGUAUGCCUGAGACACAGAUAAUUAUAACUGUUGUGAUGACUAGUCACAUCAUAGUGAAUGUACAUAAUUGGCCAAAGAGCGGUAUGUGGCUAUAGAUAAUUGGAGUGUUAAUUUAAAAUAGAUGAGAAAAAACUUUUGAAAAAUUUUAUUAGAACAUACCCUAUGUGAAGCUGCAAGUUGUUCACAUAGACUGACUUACCUGAACAAAUUUAAGUCAUAUCAUCAUAAAACUGAAUCGAAUAUAUUGUUUCUUUAAUCAUAUUUGGUUGAUGUGUAAAAAACCCAUCAAACUGUUAUUGGUUUUAUUUAACACAUGAAUUUACUACAUGAUGAAAUAAGCAGAAAGCUUACUUGCAUAAUUUUCUAACAAGAAAUCAUCUGGUAUCAAAAAGUAUGAUGUAGAUGAUAUUGUUUCUCUAAAAUAAAAUUAAGUAAUUUAGGGACACGUCUUUCUCAAGUCAACCACUUUAAAGUCAAAACCUUCACAAUUUAAGGCACAACAUCCAAUCUAUGGUUGACCGUUUCCGUCCAGAAAUCUAUAUUUAAAUCUAAAUGUAUCUGUGCAUUUGUCAACUACUAAUACAUCAACAAAACCCUCAUAAAACAAGGGAGGUAACUCAUCUCAUAGGGAUAAGAAAGACACCAUAAACUUACCCUAAAAUUAUUGGAUCUGACAGUAUUUACAAUGGUACGAUGUAUAUGUAUACAACAAUUUAGCAGCAUGUAUUAUUUCUAUUUACAUCUUGUAUAUGACUUAUGUAAGUAUUGUCGUCUGUAUAUUAAAUACUGGUAUUUUUUCACAAUUGUUAUAAAAAGGUGUUGAAUCAAGAAUUAUGAUAUUGCAUCAAAUUUUAUGACGACUUUGAAAUUACGGAUUUAUGAUAUUAAUUUUAAUUGAUAAGAAAUUAUAUGUUGCAUUCAUAGAAGUCAUGAACAGACUUUAUUUAGCCAAAUGAUAUAAUGGUGCUACUUUCUAGAAGAUAUUUAUUUUUGUUUAUUAAACAUUGAUGAUAUAUCAUAGUACAUUUUAUACAUGAAAUAACUUUUACACACAAAUAGAUUUAGUGGUUGAUGUUUAAAAAAUGGUGAAUUUUACAAUAAUUUAAACUUUUACACAUUUAUCUCAAUAUUUCUUUUUCUGUAUUUUUAAGUAACAAAAAUCAGGUUGUGUGUUUUUCUAUGAAG